AUGACCAUGGCUAACCAGACAACAGUGACCGAGUUUAUUUUCCUGGGGCUGUCCAGUGACCCACAGAUGCAGAAGUUCCUCUUCGUGGUGUUUCUACUUAUUUACCUGACCACCCUAGGGGGCAAUGGGGCGAUCAUGUUGGUAACACAGGCUGAUCCCCACCUGGGGUCCCCCAUGUACUUCCUCCUCUCCCAUUUGUCCUUCUCAGAUAUCUGCUUCUCCUCAGCCAUCGUGCCGAAGAUGCUGGAGACCCUCCUGUCGGAGCGGAAAACCAUUUCUGUCAGCAGCUGCAUUGCCCAGAUGUUCUUCCUCCUCCUGUCAGGGUGCAGCGAGGUGUUCAUUCUCUCUGCGAUGGCUUACGAUCGAUAUGCCGCCAUCUGUGACCCACUGCAUUAUGUGACAACUAUGAACAAACGUGUCUGCUGUCAGCUGGUGGCCAGUGCAUGGCUGAUCGGAUCUUUGUAUGCCCUCAGCAAUGUAAUCCCUUUGUCAGCCUUAUAUUUGUGUGGGCCCAACACCAUUCACCAUUUCAUCUGUGAGCUGCCCUCCCUGGUGGCUCUGUCCUGCUCAGAGACCUUCACAAGCAACACGGUGUUUCUCACCUCUGCCAUGGUGAUUGGUCUGGUCUCAUUCUCCUCCACUCUGGGCUCCUACAUUCAAAUCAUUGGCACCAUCCUGAGGAUACGCUCUGCUGAGGGCAGGCGUAAAGCCUUCUCCACCUGCAGCUCUCACCUCAUUGUGGUGGGUCUAUGCUACGGAGCAGGCUUGUUUAGGUAUUUCAGACCCAACUCGGCCUCCUCGGUGCUGCUGGAUGUUCUGGUGUCCAUCCAGUACAGCAUCUUAACGCCCAUGUUAAACCCAAUCAUCUACAGCCUGAACAACAAGGAAGUGAAGGCAGCUCUGAGGAGACUCUUGUGGGCAAAGAACCAUCCGGCUCCUGGGUAA
Messenger RNA from Pelodiscus sinensis (Chinese soft-shelled turtle), 945 nucleotides. Its product is annotated as olfactory receptor 5BS1-like. Gene Ontology annotation, cellular component: membrane. Gene Ontology annotation, molecular function: G protein-coupled receptor activity; olfactory receptor activity. NCBI's taxonomy places the organism in Eukaryota, Metazoa, Chordata, Testudines, Trionychidae. Gene Ontology annotation, biological process: G protein-coupled receptor signaling pathway. The record is from RefSeq and is a predicted model, not a curated record.